GGGGUACGUCAAAAGGCUAGGGCUGAGCAGGAUACCCCAAGCUGGGAGACGUAGGCUGUAGCCUACUACGAAAGAUAUAAGAUAUAGAGAGAGAGACAGAGAGAGAGAGAGAGAGAGAGUGGUCUGGACGAGGUGGGCUUAGUAUGUAAAAAGAGCAGCUCGGUCCACGCGUGUUUCCCUGUUGACUGGAGUCCUCCUCCUCCUCUCCCAUUUCUCCGCUGACUGAACGUCACUUACACCAGCAGGAAGCACGAGCGCCGACUGCGCCUUCACGCACCGCUGCCCCUCCGUGCUUUAAGUAUUCCUGCAAUAUUAGGAGUCAUGAAUAACAAUUAUUCCGGGGAGGUAUACUGAGGCAAAGACAGCGCAAGCACAUUCACUCACUCUGGCAACGGAGCAAGAGGAUUGGAUCGGUUGGCUCGACUGAUACCUGCAAGGAUCGUCGCUGCAUAAAGUGUUUUUUUUUUAACGAAUGUCUUUUUUGGUGAAGUUAUCUUCCGCAACUAUGAGGAGUUAGACGCAGAGGAACUGGAAUCUCCGACACUUUUUUUCGACUGAUCUCGACAGUCUGAGCUUGUGCCUGGUUGUGUGUGCGUGCAUGUGUGUUUUUUUGGCUGAACAGACCCCCUCGCGCAGAUGUUAGUCCAUACGUACUCAGCCACGGACCGUCACGACGGUGUAUCGAGCCACAGCUCCAGACUGUCCCAGCUGGGCUCGGUGUCGCAGGGACCGUACUCCAGCGCGCCCCCGUUGUCUCACACACCCUCCUCGGACUUCCAGCCACCUUAUUUCCCGCCGCCCUACCAGCCCCUUCCAUACCACCAGAGUCAGGACCCGUACUCACAUGUGAAUGACCCGUACUCUCUCAACGCGCUGCACCAGUCGCAGCAGCACCCAUGGGGGUCGCGCCAGCGGCAGGAGGUGGGUGGGGAAAGCGGCUCACUCCUGCCCCAGCCUCGCGCCUCGUUGCCGCAGCUCUCCGGGCUCGACCCGCGGCGAGACUACUCGUCGGUGCGCCGGCCGGACGUGCUGCUCCACUCCGCGCACCAUGGCCUCGAGGCCGGGAUGGGAGACAGCCUGUCGCUGCACGGGCUCGCGCAUGGAAUGGAGGAUGUGCAGACUGUCGAUGAUGCCAACAACAGCGGAAUGAACAUACUGGACCAAUCUGUCAUUAAGAAAGCAUAUCCUCUCUCGCGCGCAGUUCCGGUUCCGCACAAGAGCGUGGCGUCUCUGAUGAUGAGCAAGGAUGGUCUUAUCGGCGGCAUGAAUCUCAACGUCAACGAGGUGUUCUGCUCGGUACCGGGACGCCUCUCGCUACUCAGCUCCACCUCCAAGUAUAAGGUGACCGUGGGCGAAGUCCAGCGGCGCCUCUCCCCGCCCGAGUGCCUCAAUGCUUCGCUGCUGGGUGGCGUUCUCCGUAGAGCUAAGUCUAAAAAUGGAGGCCGAUCACUCAGAGAAAAGCUGGAGAAAAUCGGCCUGAAUUUACCUGCUGGGAGACGCAAAGCUGCAAAUGUCACUUUACUGACGUCAUUAGUUGAAGGGGAAGCAGUUCAUUUAGCGCGGGAUUUCGGCUACAUCUGUGAAACGGAGUUUCCCACUAAAGCCGUAUCUGAAUACCUGAAUAGACAACAUACUGAUCCCAACGAGCUGCACUCGCGGAAGAACAUGCUACUGGCCACAAAGCAGCUGUGUAAGGAGUUCACUGACCUCUUGGCACAGGACCGCACGCCGCUGGGCAACUCGCGGCCGGCGCCCAUCCUGGAGCCGGGCAUCCAGAGCUGCCUGUCCCACUUCAGCUUCAUCACGCACGGCUUCGGCUCGCCGGCCAUCUGUGCCGCCCUCACCGCCCUGCAGAACUACCUGACCGAGGCGCUCAAAGGACUGGACAAGAUGUUCCUCAACAACCCGUCGGCCAAUCGCCACGGAGGAGGAGGAGGCGCCGGUGGCGGCGACAAAGGGUCCGGCGACAAAGAGGAGAAGCAGAGGAAAUAAGGAGAGAUUUAUACUAACACAAAAAAGAAGAGAGGAAGGGGAAAAAAAACAGAAGAAAAAUCAGAAGAGAAAACAAGUGGAUGGAAUGAAGAAUGCGGAGCAUGAGAGAAUGAGAGAGAGAGAAAGAGAGAGAGAGAGAGAGAGAGUGUGUGAGAGAGAGAGAGAGAGGCUUACACAAACCACUCAGAUGUUUUAAAAGUCCUUUAUGCUCUUAGCUUUAUGGUUGCGUUUCUGUUGUUGGGGAUGAGAGUGUUGGGAGGAGUGGUGAAGGAGGACCAGAGGGAGAACACCAGAGGACCGGACGAUGGAAUACAAAAACGGAUUUGAGAGAAUAUUAUUGGACUGACACCACAGUGCUACUGCUCACAGAGACAGAGAUUAUGAUUUCACAUCUAGGAGUGUGUGUGUGUGUGUGUGUGUGUGUAUGUGUGUGUGUGUGUGUGUUUAUAUGUGCACAGUGCCAGAAAUUGACUGUCUCCAUCAGAGUUUGGACCAAUAGAAGUGUUAAAAUCUAAUUGAAAUGAGACCUCAGAAUACAUACUUCAACACACAGACACACAUACAGAGAGAGAGAGAGUGUGCAUGUGUGUGUGUGUGUGUGUGUGUGUGUGUGUGUGUGUGUGUGUGACACAGAAAUAGUUGAUAGCAGAGUGAUGAUUGUGCAUGUUCUUUUCUGUUCUGACUCAAGGAGGGUUGACUCACAUGUCAUCAGUGCGUGUCUGCUUUGAGUGAAGGUGCAACUUCACAUGCCAGCUGUUUAUACUGAAUAACUCUGAGCCUUGCCGUUUUUGGAGUAGUGUAAAAUGGUGUCGGGGGAGUAAUGAUUCAGAACCAGCGAGAAACUUUUAGUCGUCUCGGCAAAACGCGUCAGACGACCGAGAUCGGGACAUUACUGUACGUAGGCUACGCCGUAGAGUUGUGGGAAGGCUGUCAAAGAGAGUCCGAACAGAGCAUCGAGCCAUGCGUGCCAUUCCAUAUCCGCCGUCAUAUCGGUCAGACGAAGUCAUGCAGUGCGGCAGAAGCACGCAAAUGGAAAACUACGUCACUUCACUUGUCGAUACGAUUACUGACAUCGUCUGUCACAAGCGUUUUGAGAUGAGGGAGCAGCCCACAUGAUCAAUCAUAGGAGCGAAAACAUGACUGAAUCAUCACUUUCAUCGCUCAGAGAGGACUUACUCUAAUCUGUUAUAUUUCCUUUUUGUUCGGAGGUCAACCCCCCUAAAAUCUAGAAUCGAUUAGUCUGAACAGUGUUUUUAUUUGGGUUCAUUUAAAGGAAUGUGGCUUCGAAAAUGUCAUAUUAUAAUAACGUCCCUCUAGAUUAUUUGAUGAACGUGAAGUAGCCUGUGUAGUUUGUUCGGAGCCUCUCAAUGCUAACUUUACUGCACCAUUGGGUUAGUUUGGCAGUAUUAAAUUGCACAUGAUUGAACGACACAUUCUAUUGUUUGUGUGUUUCACACAUAAUUUAUUUUAGAAAAUCUCUAAUCAUUUCGUUACAGGGUGAGUUGUGCAACUAAAUGAAUGGCCAAUAAGUCCGCAUGACAAUUUUUUGACAAGCUUUUGUUUUGGGCCAAUUUGUAAAAAAAGAGAAAGAAACUCAGUGACAAAAGAAGAUUGAUAUUGACGCGUACUGAGAAUGAACGCACUGGGGGUGACGUCAGACAAGACAUCUUGAACUUUACCUGCCACUUGAUGAAGUGCACUCCCGUAAAACUGUGAGAUGUACACGCGGGCACGCUCCACCGACACGACUCAACCCCUCGGGCUCUCCGAGGCGCGAGCGUCCGAUCGGUGAGGAGGGAGAGCAGGAGGAGGCGAGCUUGUUACCUUCUGUCUGGGGUCGCGACUCUCUGUUGCAUGGGAGGUGAUUUCCCAGCGCAUCCUGAUUCUCGUUUGCUUGAUGUGAAGUUGAAGGGAGGGGGACUACUUAUAUUUAUGUUUGUAUAUAUUUAUUUAUGCCUAAUUUAAUGGGAGUUUGUACAUAAGAACUUCUGUGACUGUACUUCUGUGCGUGGGUGAACGCUUGGUUUAGGUAGCAUCUUGUAUUUUUUUCUGUUUCUUAAACAAGCUGUUAUGGUGAUGGGUAGAAGUUGGUUUU
Molecule: messenger RNA, 4087 nt
Organism: Alosa sapidissima (American shad)
Lineage: Eukaryota; Metazoa; Chordata; Actinopteri; Clupeiformes; Clupeidae
Gene: tfap2b
Product: transcription factor AP-2 beta
Exons: 7
Coding region: 637-1992 (451 amino acids)
Biological process (GO): anatomical structure development; regulation of transcription by RNA polymerase II; regulation of cell population proliferation
Cellular component (GO): nucleus
Molecular function (GO): DNA-binding transcription factor activity, RNA polymerase II-specific; RNA polymerase II transcription regulatory region sequence-specific DNA binding
Source: RefSeq, a predicted model, not a curated record